Sander lucioperca (pikeperch) is the source of this 2578-nucleotide messenger RNA. RefSeq names its product cytochrome P450 27C1-like. Lineage: Eukaryota; Metazoa; Chordata; Actinopteri; Perciformes; Percidae. Gene Ontology annotation, biological process: glucocorticoid biosynthetic process; cholesterol metabolic process; cortisol metabolic process. Bases 235 to 1860 code for a protein of 541 amino acids. The record is from RefSeq and is a predicted model, not a curated record. The transcript is spliced from 9 exons. Gene Ontology annotation, molecular function: monooxygenase activity; oxidoreductase activity, acting on paired donors, with incorporation or reduction of molecular oxygen; heme binding. Gene Ontology annotation, cellular component: mitochondrial inner membrane.
CCCACACCAUACAGAGCUAUCCUUUUGAAGCGGACAUCCGAUCCUCUUCCACUGCUGAGGUUGUACAAGCAACUCAUUAAAAGAGUUCCACAAUACAAUCCCAUCUAACAUUACAAUACCACACCGUGAGGACUGCGUGCCAGGAUCAUUUGAUUUGCAGAUGUGAACUCUGCCGCUUUUAGACUUUGUGAAUCAUAUAUCGUUUUUGCGCACGGAAACAAAAGUAUCAAAAUAAUGGCAAUCCUGAAUCAUUUUACGACAGCGUGCUGGAAGAAUUUGCAAUGCAACCGGUUAAAUAAGCAGCUGUUUUUCAUUUUACGCGCCUUGCACAAGUCAGCAGCCAGCAAGGGAUUUGGGAUCCCCACGGCUGGAGAAAAGGCCAUGCCUGAAAGGUUGAUCACACCGGCAGAUGUCGGCAAGAAAACCAGAAUCAAGACCCUGAAGGAGAUGCCAGGACCCAGCGCCCUAUCCAACUUCAUUGAGUUCUUCUGGAGAGACGGGUUUAGCAGAGUUCAUGAAAUUCAGAUGGAGCACAGGAAGAAGUAUGGCAAAAUAUUCAAAUCCCGUUUUGGGCCCCAGCUGGUGGUCUCAGUGGCGGACCGUGACCUGGUGGCUGAGGUGCUGAGGGCCGAGGGCGUGGCCCCUCAAAGAGGUAACAUGGACUACUGGAAGGAGUACAGAGACAUGAGAGGCCGUUCCACUGGCCUCAUCUCAGCUGAGGGAGAAGAUUGGCUAAAGAUGCGGAGCGUGCUCAGGCAGCUGGUCAUGCGUCCCCGUGAUGUAGCAGUCUUUUCUGAUGAUGUGAACCAAGUGGUAGAUGACCUCAUCAAGAGAGUUGCUAUUCUGCGCUCCCAGGAGUCUGACGGAGCAACUGUUCUCAACGUGAAUGACCUCUUCUUCAAAUAUGCCAUGGAAGGUGUGGCAGUCAUUUUGUACGAGUCCCGACUAGGCUGUUUGGAAAAUGAGAUUCCCCAGGAAACCCAAGACUACAUCGGUGCUCUGCACCUCAUGUUCAGCUCCUUCAAGACAACCAUGUAUGCCGGAGCGAUCCCCAAGUGGCUCCGACCGGUCAUCCCCAAACCAUGGGAGGAGUUCUGUUUCUCCUGGGAUGGCCUCUUCAAAUUCAGCAGUAUUCAUGUUGACAAGAGGCUCGCAGAGAUUAAGGCCCAACUUGAGAGGGGAGAGGAGGUGAAGGGGGGACUGCUCACACACAUGCUCAUUACCAAGGAGAUGAGCACUGAGGAGAUCUACGCCAAUUUUACGGAGAUGCUACUGGCUGGGGUCGACACGACAUCCUUUACUCUUUCAUGGGCCUGCUACCUGUUAGCGCGGCACCCUCAAAUACAGCAGCAAAUCUUUACGGAAGUGACGGAGACCCUGGGACCUGGAGCAGUCGCCACAGCAGACGAUGUCCCUCGUCUUCCUCUCAUCAGAGGGCUGGUCAAAGAGACACUCAGGUUUUUUCCAGUUCUCCCAGGCAACGGACGGAUAACCCAGGAUGACUUGGUGGUGGGCGGAUACUUAAUCCCCAAAGGGAUUCAGUUGGCCCUUUGUCACUACUCCACAUCUUUUGAUGAAGAGAACUUUGCUGAUGCUUCAGACUUCAGACCUGAUCGCUGGAUACGGAAAGAUUCCACAGAUCGUGUCGACAACUUUGGCUCGAUUCCCUUUGGCUAUGGCAUCAGGAGCUGCAUCGGCAAGAGAAUAGCAGAGUUAGAGAUGCAUCUAGCUCUCACAAGGCUCAUUCAAAAGUUCCACAUUGGCGUGUCUCCGCUUACUACUGAUGUCAAGGCCAAAACCCACGGUCUGCUCUGCCCUGCUGCCCCCAUCCACCUGCAGUUCAUCGACAGGGAAAACUAGACUCAGACUCCUCUCCAUAAGGUCUACUGUACUUUGUUUUUAAAGUGCUGAUUCGUUAUUAGGUUGUUGUUGUUUUUUAAAUACACUGCCUUUAGUACACCUUUCACUGUUAGGUUGUAGAUACCGAGCUGAGACUGAGGUUUUACUCAGGCAAGAAAUGUGUCUUACCUUUUCCUGUUCAUUUGUAAAGAGGACUCUUAUCCAGCAUGUAAAAGGCAGAUUGGACUAUGUAAAGUUAAGUUACAGCAGCUUGUGUCAUGGUGAAACGGGGCUCCACGGCAACACCAUUACACUAAAACACAAAAGCUUUGCAAUUUUGCAUUGUAAAAAAGCCUAGACUUAUGCUGAUCCAAUUUGAGAAGGAUCUGUUGAGUCCUCUAGGAGGAGUUUCAAAAUGUUCCAAAUUUAUAUGUUCCUAAAUAUGAGAGCAAUGCUCAAAUUUUGUGAACAUCAAAGGAAAUUUAUCCCAACCCUGGCGUAUGGAGCCUGCUGGCCACCCCGAGCCCAAUCACUGCAGAACUUUGCAAUUCUCGCCUAGGUUUAGUUCUUGUGAAUUUUCGAGCAUCCCUAGCUCCUCAAAAAUACGAUUGUGCAGCAGAAAAAUUAUAAUAAUAAAAAAAAUAAUAAUAAUAAUUUCGUUGCAUUUUCAGGGAUGAAUAGUUUGUAUGUAUUGUUGCAUUUCAUUCAUAAAAACUUUAAAUAAAGGUUUUCUGUUACA